Daldinia vernicosa is the source of this 2031-nucleotide messenger RNA. RefSeq lists its product as uncharacterized. The coding region runs from base 392 to 1639 and encodes 415 amino acids. The record is from RefSeq and is a predicted model, not a curated record. NCBI's taxonomy places the organism in Eukaryota, Fungi, Ascomycota, Sordariomycetes, Xylariales, Hypoxylaceae. The transcript has 3 exons.
UUUGUUUUUGCCUCCCGGCUCUUGCCUUUACUGUUAAUCGACAAGACUUGCCUAAUUUACCGCGUCUACUCGUCUACUCACGUUUGAACACUUAAAUAUUCUUCUACAUACAUUAGGCACUCAAGAUACUUACCUUGGGUAGGUACUUUUGAACGUCAACCCAUUUCUUUUCACCUCCUGGCUCGCGAGCAACGUCCAAGCAACGUCCAAGCAACAAUCUCAACGCACCUGUUUAUUGUCCCUUGGUUUGAUACCUUCUGCACUUGGGUAGUCCAAUCUUCUCUGACCCAUGCCGCAUUGCCUGUUAUAAGCAGUCCAUCGAUCUUAUUAUUUUCCGUACCGUUCUGUUGUGGUUGUACACCAGCCCGAUAUUUUGAGGAUUUGCACCAAAAUGACCUCUAUUCAGGAGACUCCGCUCAACGCCACGAGCACUGAUGUGCCGUUAGAUCCCUGUGAUGAUGCUACUACUAUUUCCACUGAGGUCGACGUCUCGCAACCAGCAGUCUCUCCUAGCGAAACUGAUAAAAUCACAACCGCCUUGGAGACUAUCGAUGAUGAUAUCUCGGUUCAUUCUGACGUAGUCUUCGGCGGCCAUCACCGGGAGGAAUAUCCGGUCUUUGAUUCCGAGAGUUCCCUCAACAUGGGGAAAUCAAUCAUUUACUUUGAUAUGGACAGCGAUCUUGAUAUUCCCCUCAGCACUCAUCACAGCCCUAUCGUGUGCAAGGUCUCAUCGGCUCACCUUGCUCUUGCAUCUCCUGUGUGGCGCACCAUGCUAUACGGCAAUGAUGCCGUUAAGAGAUCAAACGCAGAAGAUUGGGUGGUCUCCAUCGAUGGCGAUGCGCCCGCCUUGAUAACCCUCUUCCGUAUCAUUCAUUAUGAAUUCAACAAGGUACCGACUAGAGUGUCUAUAGAUGAGCUCCAUUCUAUUGCGGUCGCCAUUAGUCGAUACAGGUGUGCUCAUCUAGUCUAUCCUUGGGCAGAGACGUGGGUCAACAACCUCCGGAAAUAUGAUACCGCCAAAGAAUAUUACCGUGACUCCCGCAAGGCCGUAUUCAUUGCCUGGGUAUUAGGUGACGCUUCGUUCUUCGUCAACUCCCUUAGACAACUCGUUCUUAAUUCCAAGCUAAUUGAUGGCCGACUGGUGGACGCCGAGGGAAAGUUAUUGUCCGGUAUGGAAGACAUCCAUAAGGACCUACCCGGAUGGAUUAGUACUGCAAGAUUAAGGAUCGUCAGUCAAAUGCUGAAUGCUCUAAACAAACCCUUCAGACGACAUACCUCUGCUGAUGGAUCUUUCGAGCCACCCUUCUGCAAGCUAGGUUCGCAACAGAAAGAGUGUGAAACUAUGAUGCUAGGGUCCAUAGUCCCGCAACUCAUAGCUGCUAAACUAUUCCCGGUACCUAAGCCACCUGAAAUUACGGACAGCAUAAAGACUCUGCAAUCGAAAAUCAACAAGAUCAAGUACACACCUUACGAGGGCCGCGAUUGGAUGCCCCACCUAUCCCAUGUUGGUUGUAGCCUUGGAUAUAGCGAAGCGGCACAAGAAAGUGUGGCAAAUAUGCGAAUUCCGCUCGAUUUAGAUUUCAUGAUCGAAUUGCAUUUAAGAGCUCACGUCUCGGGUGUCGAGAAGAGCCAAGGUUAAAUGUUACCGAACUUUUUUCACCAGAUGAACUCGACGUAAUUCGACCACGCGGCUACACUAAGGAGUAGUUGGAGGGAGUGGCCGAUAGUAAGGAACCAGUUAGGUAUCACCUUGCUAUUUUAUCGGCGCGAUAAUUAUUUUAGAGGUCGUCGAGACUUGCUAUGAAGAGUGACAUAUUGAAGGGAGUGGCACUGAAUUUGAUGCGUGGGUUUUCCCUUCCUGUUUUCCCAAUCGUCCAUUGACUUUACUUUCUCUACGAUCAGUAGUCCUAAAGUAAGCAACACGGCCGAUAAUAGGAGGAAAAGUGAUGUUCGAGUUUGUUUCUCGCUUGUUAGAGGUUAAUACCGAGGUAGUUUAGGAGGUAGUUAAUAAUUCAUGCUCUUAUAUAUGGA